Molecule: messenger RNA, 4801 nt
Organism: Pollicipes pollicipes
Lineage: Eukaryota; Metazoa; Arthropoda; Thecostraca; Pollicipedomorpha; Pollicipedidae
Product: ATP-dependent RNA helicase A-like
Biological process (GO): regulation of mRNA processing; positive regulation of transcription by RNA polymerase II
Cellular component (GO): intracellular anatomical structure; ribonucleoprotein complex; nucleolus
Molecular function (GO): 3'-5' DNA helicase activity; ATP hydrolysis activity; double-stranded RNA binding
Source: RefSeq, a predicted model, not a curated record
CUGUGGGGCUGCCGAGUGAUGAUUCAGCCGCCAGUCGGUUGUCCGGUGUCAAAUGCUACACUGUCUAGUGGACUUGUGCCUCGGGGAGGAAUGAUGCUAAGUAGCAGGAGUAUGGACUGAAUGUCGUUCUACGGCUACCGCCGGCCAACUCGCCGGUGACGUCAGGGCUUGCAGAGUGCCGGUUGGGGAGGUGGAAGCCGGGGCGCGAGAGGCGCUUGCGGUCGUAGUGUUUACUUUGUUCCUGUAAUAAAACGGCUGCCGACGGAGCAUUGACCAUAUACUGGCCAGAAUAGGAUAUCAACUAUGGCGCAUCAGUUGGAUAUACCUCAAAACAAGUUUAAACUGGACCUACCUUUGUAAACAAGCACCUUGACCCACCUCAUUAUCUGCAAUAAACAGAAUGGCUGAAGGGGAAGCAAAGGCUUUCUUGUAUGGGUUUUUGGGAAAGAAGAAACUGAUUCCUGAAUAUUCAGUCAGGCAGUCUGGGCCAAAGCACAGACAGAGGUUUCUUUGUGAGCUGAGAGUGCACAAUUACACCUACACAGCAGUUGGCAAUUCUACAAGCAAGAAAGAUGCCCAGACAAAUGCAGCAAAGGAUUUUAUCCAGUAUCUGGUCAGAACUGGUGAAGUUAAUCCCACUGAGGUUCCAUCAGAGAAGGUGGCAGGAGCGCCGGCGCCGGCGGCGACCUCGCAGCACGGGUUCGCCGCCACCCCGCUGCAGCCGGUGCCGCAGCUGCACGAGCCAGGCAAUGUGUACAAGCCCAUCAAUUCAGCCCCAAACUCAACAUAUUUGGACAAGAUUGCGGCCAUGAACAAGAAAGAGGUUGAAGGGCAAGAGGAUGUGGACAUCAAUGCCAGCAUCCAUGGCAACUGGAGCAUGGAGAAUGCCAAGUCAAAGCUGCACCAGUUCCUGCAGACCAGCCGCGUCCAGGCCGACUAUACGUACUCGCACGUAGGGCCCGACCACAACAAAAGCUUUGUGGCCGAGAUGGGCUUUUAUGUGCGUGAGCUGAGCAGAAAUAUCCACGCCAGGGAGCAGGGCUCCAACAAACAGGCGGCGUCCAAGGCGUGCGCUCUGUCGCUGGUCCGCCAGCUGUUCCACCUGGGCGUGAUCGAGGCGUUCUCGGGCACGCUGAAGAAGGAGCGCUCGGACGAGAUGCCGGCCUACCCAGUGGCACUGGCGCCCGAGCUGCAGAGCCAAGUGGACGCGGUGCUGGAGAAGCUGGACCUGAAGCUGCCGGAACUCAAGCCGUCCGUCGACGAGCCGGUGUCACUGGUGAGCGACACGCGACUGGCCGACUUCCAGGCGGCCGCCCAGCCGCAGCCGGCCGGCGUCGUCUCCUGGUCGCCGCCGCAGACCAACUGGAACCCGUGGACCUCGUGCAACAUCGACGAGGGUCCCCUGGCCACGGCAACGCUGGAUGCUAUCUCGGAGGACCUGUGCACCAGCUACCAGGACCAGCUGAAGGAGGACGCAGCUCUGCAGCACAUGGUGGAGCAGCGGCGCCAGUUGCCGGUGGCCGACUGCCGCGACCACAUCCUGCAGACCAUCUGCGACAACCCGGUGGUGUUGAUCCGCGGCAGCACCGGCUGCGGCAAGACCACCCAGGUGUGCCAGUACAUCCUGGACGAGCACAUCCAGUCGGGCCAGGGCGGCCACUGCAACAUCGUGGUGACGCAGCCGCGCCGCAUCUCGGCCGUCUCGGUGGCGGACCGCAUCAGCCAGGAGCGUAGCCAGCCGCUGGGCCAUGCCGUCGGCUACAGCGUACGCUUCGAGUCGGUGCUGCCGCGGCCGUACGGCGCCAUCCUCUUCUGCACCGUCGGGGUGCUGCUGCGCAAGCUAGAGGCCGGUCUGCGCGGCAUCUCGCACGUGAUCGUGGACGAGAUCCACGAGCGCGACAUCAACUCCGACUUCAUCCUGGUGGUGCUGCGAGACAUGGUGCGCCAGUACCCCGACCUGCGGCUCAUCCUGAUGUCGGCCACCAUCGACACCAGCCUCUUCAUCGACUACUUCGGCGGCUGUCCGGUGGUGGAGGUGCCCGGCCGCGCCCACCCCGUCCAGCAGUACUUCCUGGAGGACUGCGUGCAGCUGUGCCAGUUUGUGCCGACGCCCGACAACAGGAAGCGGAAGCGAGACCGUGACGAUGACGACGACGAGGCCGGCGGCGGCGACGACGACGCCAACGCCAACCUGAACAAGGUGGUGGACGCGAGCCGGUACGACGCGGCCACGCGGCAGACCAUGGCGCAGCUGCUGGAGCGCGACACCAACUUUGAACUGAUCGAGGCCCUGCUGCGCUACUGCAAGGGCACUGGCACGACCGGCGCCGUGCUCAUCUUCCUGCCGGGCUGGAGCCUGAUCUUCGCGCUGAUGCGCCACCUCCAGCAGAGCUCGACCUUCGGUGGUCCCGGGUACCUGGUGCUGCCGCUGCACUCCCAGCUACCGCGGGAGGACCAGCGGCGCGUGUUCGACGCCGUGCCGGAGAACGUCACCAAGAUCAUCCUGUCCACCAACAUCGCGGAGACGUCCAUCACCAUCAACGACGUGGUGUUCGUCAUUGACUCGUGCAAGGCCAAGAUGAAGAUGUUCACGACGCACAACAACAUGACCAACUACGCCACCGUUUGGGCGUCGCGCACGAACCUGGAGCAGCGGCGCGGCCGGGCCGGCCGCGUCGGGCCCGGCUUCUGCUUCCACCUGUGCAGCCGCGCCCGCUUCGAGCGCCUGGAGGAGCACAUGACGCCGGAGAUGUUCCGCACUCCGCUGCACGAGGUGGCGCUGACCAUCAAGCUGCUGCGGCUGGGGGGCGUCGGCGACUUCCUCUCCAAGGCGGUGCAGCCGCCGCCCAUCGACGCCGUGAUCGAGGCCGAGUGUCUGCUGCGCGAGAUGCGCUGCCUGGACGCCAGCAACGAGCUGACGCCGCUGGGCCGGCUGCUGGCGCGGCUGCCGGUCGAGCCCCGCCUGGGCCGCAUGCUGGUGCUGGCCUGCUGCUUCGGGCUCGGCGACGCCGCCUGCACCAUCGCCGGCCAGGCGGACGGCCAGGACGUGUUCCAGUCAGGCCCCGACCAGCGCCGCGGCAACUACCACCAGCGCCGCUUCGCCGGCAACCGCUGCUCCGACCACCUGGCCGCGCUCAACGCCUUCCAGGCGUGGGAAGAGGCGCGCCAGGCGGGCGAGCAGGCCGAGAUCCAGUUCUGCGACUCCAAGCUGCUCUCCAUGCCGGCGCUGCGCGUCCUGUGGGAGGCUAAGAACCAGCUGAAACAGCUGCUGGUGUCGGCUGGCUUCCCGGAGGAGAGCAUGCUGUCGCAGACACUCAACUGCUGGGGGCCUGACCCGGCGCUGGACGUGCUGGUGGGGCUGCUGGCCGCCGGCACCUACCCCAACGUCUGCUACCACAGGGAGCGGCGCAAGGUGUUGACCAUGGAGUCCAAGCUGGCGCUGGUGCACAAGGCGUCGGUGAACUACAGCAAGGUGGACAUCCAGUUCCCGUCGCCGUUCUUCGUGUUCGGCGAGAAGAUCCGCACGCGAGCCGUCAGCUGCAAGCAGAUGACCAUGGUGACGCCGCUAAAGCUGCUGGCCCGCGCCUUCCCCAACGAGAAUAACCAGGCUAUAUCCGUACGGCUGGGCUGCAUGUGGAAGGCCAUGGGCCAAGACUACAAGAGCGUCUAUUACCAAAUGGCCAAGGACGCAGCGGCGGAACACAAGCGCAUGUAUCCAUCGUACGUGUACAGCCCGAAGGAAGCGCGCAUGCGGAAGCAGGCGCGCGAGCUGGUGCGCCGCGAGAAGACAGCGAGGCCGUCGCCAGCCAGUCCGGUCGCCGAGUCCGGAGUGACUGAUGUAGUACGCGCGACCGCGAGCGGCAUGGCUGAAGGGGGCACCCGCUGCGGCGGAGACGACCGACCCAGCACGGAGACCAGGGCCAAGCUGAUGGAGGUGGCCCAACUGCUGGAGUCGUUCUCAGCCAACGGGCUGUUACCGGAGGCCGCGAGCGCACGGCACGACGGCAUGUCCGGCGGCCCGCUGAGCCCCGCGCACGGCCAGCCCUUCCACGCGAACGCCGCGCAGGGCCCGACCUUCCACGGAAGCUUCCCUCAAGGUCUCGUCAUCCACGGAGACGUCGCGCACGGCCAGGCCGCUUACGAAGAUAGUGCGUGUGGCCAAGCCGUCCAUGGAGACAGCUUCAUGUAUGGCGUCACUCAAGGAGAAGGUCUCGCCAUCGGUCAGUCCAUGCAGGGGGACGGCCUCGUCCACGGCCAGCCGGCCCAGUACGACCCCCUCACGCACGCCUCGCUUGACUAUGGCGAGCACGCGCUGCGCGGGCCCGUGAGCCUGGCCAAUCACGUGGUGCUCUACCCUGCUGGUCACGGCAACCCACUGGCACAAGGCCCUGUCAGCGGCGGUGGUCACGUGACCGACGCUGCGCACUGGUGCGCAGAUAACCGGCUCGAGUCCCAGCAUUGGACAGCAGUGCGCUCCGGCCUGCUGCUGGCCGCCUCGCACCGGCACGCCGGCGGCUGCUGCCGGCCGGCCGGCGUCUGGGCCCAGAACACCGGAGCGCCCUGCGAUAGGACGCUGCCGAUCGCAGCGGCCUCGGCACCCGGGGCCCUGUUGCAAAGCCCCGUCUUCUCCGGCGGCCGGCUGCCGCGGCCGCAGCCGGUCUACUCACACGAGUCAGGGUCCCGCUGCAGGGUCGCCGCCUGCUGCGAAACGGCUGCGUAUCAGUGGUGCGGCCCGGCCGUGUUCGGUCCCCCGGAGAACGGCUCGCCGCAGCUGCUGCCCCCCGAAACGUGCUGGUCGUGA